Molecule: messenger RNA, 1380 nt
Organism: Thalassophryne amazonica
Lineage: Eukaryota; Metazoa; Chordata; Actinopteri; Batrachoidiformes; Batrachoididae
Gene: atp6v1c1b
Product: ATPase H+ transporting V1 subunit C1b
Exons: 13
Coding region: 192-1340 (382 amino acids)
Biological process (GO): proton transmembrane transport
Cellular component (GO): lysosomal membrane; vacuolar proton-transporting V-type ATPase, V1 domain
Molecular function (GO): proton-transporting ATPase activity, rotational mechanism
Source: RefSeq, a predicted model, not a curated record
CGCACAUGUCUGAUCAGCUGACUGUGUGUCUUCCUCUGCUGAAGGACUUCUGAAUCAAAAGCUCUUAUUAUUAUCUGCGCUAUGUGUGGAAAGUUGCGGCUGUUUUGCUGAAUAGCACGAAGUGGCGCAAAUACCGAAGCAGCGACUGACUUUCAUCAGAGGUUUAUUGGACAAACGUCUUUCCUGUAAUAAUGAUGGAAUUCUGGUUAAUCUCUGCUCCUGGGGAGAAGACUUGCCAGCAGACGUGGGACAAGCUGAUGGCGGCCACCAGCCGCACCAACAACCUUUCUACCAAUUACAAGUUCAACAUUCCUGACCUUAAGGUUGGGACACUAGACGUAUUAGUGGGUCUAUCGGAUGAGCUGGCAAAACUUGACACAUUUGUGGAAAGCGUGGUAAAAAAGGUUGCCCAGUACAUGGCUGAUGUUCUGGAGGACAGCCGAGACAAGGUCCAGGAGAACCUACUGGCCAAUGGAGUUGAUCUGGUCACUUACAUCACUCGAUUUCAAUGGGACAUGGCUAAGUAUCCAAUCAAACAGUCACUGAAAAACAUCUCUGAGAUCAUCUCCAAGCAAGUGAGUCAGAUAGACAACGACCUAAAGGCCAGAGCUUCAGCCUACAACAACCUGAAGGGGAACCUGCAGAACCUGGAGAGGAAGAACGCGGGGAGCUUGUUGACCAGGAGUCUGGCUGACAUAGUGAGGAAGGAGGACUUUGUACUGGAUUCUGAGUACCUGGUUACCAUGCUGGUGGUUGUACCAAAGACGAGUUAUGUUGAGUGGCAGAAGACGUAUGAAACUCUGGCAGAAAUGGUGGUGCCACGCUCCACUAAGCUGCUGUUUGAAGAUAAUGACAGCGGCCUGUUCAGUGUCACUCUCUUCAGGAAAGCUGUAGAUGACUUCAAACACAAGGCCAGAGACAACAAGUUUACGGUGCGUGAUUUCCUGUACAAUGAGGAAGAGAUGAAGGCGGACAAAGAAGAGAUGACGCGUUUGUCGACUGACAAAAAGAAACAGUUUGGUCCUUUGGUGCGAUGGCUGAAAGUGAAUUUCAGUGAAGCCUUCAUUGCAUGGAUUCACAUUAAAGCUCUGCGUAUGUUUGUGGAGUCAGUCUUGAGAUACGGACUGCCAGUCAACUUCCAGGCCAUGCUGCUCCAGCCUAAUAAGAAGAACAUGAAGAAGCUCAGAGAGGUGCUCUAUGACCUGUACAAACAUCUGGACAGCAGCGCGGCCAUCAUCGACGCUUCUAUGGACAUUCCAGGUCUGAACUUGAGCCAGCAGGAGUACUACCCCUAUGUUUACUACAAGAUUGACUGCAACCUGCUGGACUACAAAGUUUAGAGAUUGUUGCCAUCAUCAGUUGUUCCACUCUGUGUGGUGC